CCUCCACCUCCUCCUCACUGCACACACACAUCCACCCCGAUUAGCAUCUUGUGUCUAUUAUCUUCGAUUUAAAGCAGCAUCUGCAGUUCUUCCCGACACACUCCGAUUAGCUGCCGGUUCAGUGAAACUCAGUGAACAGACUGCGAGUCAAGCAGAUUGCUGAGAGUGAACAAUACUCACACCCAGCCGUUUGAAAGGAGAUGGGACAAAAUGUGUGGAAAUCCACACUCAAAACUAUAAAAGCCUAAGGGAUGGCUGACAGAAGCGUUGAGAUUCAAAUCAUGAACAACAGUGAGAAUCAAUUCUUAACCACACCUGCGGUUUACAUUUACAGUGGUUAUAUCGCCAACUUACCGACUCCCGUGAUUAACCCUGGGAAAAAAGGGAAUGCUGUCUUUACCAAGACUGCCAGUACAGCUCGAGGCAGUGUCGGGGUACUUACCUACUCAUUUGGUCGUACCCAGAUCUCAAUGCUUUUCUCCAAUCCGUAUGAUUACAACUUGUACUCAAUGGUUUUUGCAUUAUACAUCCCUCCUUUACCUGAACUAACAGAUGAAAAUUUAUACUACAGGAUGUAUUCUGAGCUGUCACCAUCUGAAUCCUUUGCUAAAGCUGAACUGAGCUCUGGCACUCAAAAGCUUUCAGUUAACGGAGGUAAUCUAGUAAUUUCAGCUACUGUUAAAAAAAUGGAUAAUUCCCUCAUUCAUGUAGUUAUCACAGAUGUUUUUAAGGCUAGUAAACUCUGAGUUAGAUUCUACAGUGAUUGAUAUUGUCUUCUGAGAGAUGUUUUAAUUAUGAAUAUGUUAUGUUUUAGAUAGUUUUGAGCUAAAGUUUCACUUUGGUUAUUAGAAAUUUUAUUCAUAUUGAAAUACUUAACUGGAUAGGUAACGUGUUUGGAGGUAUCACUUUAAGAAUUGUACCAAGUGAUCGACUGCCCAUCGUGCAUAUGUUGUAAUAAUGUUUAUGAUAGAUAUUUUCACAAUUAUUCAGCCUUCCUGACGGAAAGGAUUAUCUGUCUUUUUGGGAGCAUCCACACAAUAGAUAAAUGAUACAGUGCACUAUAUAAAAUAAUCUGUCAAUAAAGUAUCUUUGUUCAAAUACCAAA
Amblyraja radiata (thorny skate) is the source of this 1105-nucleotide messenger RNA. RefSeq names its product DELTA-thalatoxin-Avl1a-like. Gene Ontology annotation, biological process: pore complex assembly; cytolysis in another organism; monoatomic cation transport. Bases 252 to 746 code for a protein of 164 amino acids. Gene Ontology annotation, cellular component: pore complex. The record is from RefSeq and is a predicted model, not a curated record. Lineage: Eukaryota; Metazoa; Chordata; Chondrichthyes; Rajiformes; Rajidae. Gene Ontology annotation, molecular function: channel activity. The transcript is spliced from 3 exons.